Spea bombifrons (plains spadefoot toad) is the source of this 1800-nucleotide messenger RNA. It is a transcript of the gene PCYOX1L, whose product is annotated as prenylcysteine oxidase 1 like. The transcript is spliced from 6 exons. Gene Ontology annotation, molecular function: prenylcysteine oxidase activity. NCBI's taxonomy places the organism in Eukaryota, Metazoa, Chordata, Amphibia, Anura, Pelobatidae. Gene Ontology annotation, biological process: prenylcysteine catabolic process; prenylated protein catabolic process. Bases 15 to 1502 code for a protein of 495 amino acids. The record is from RefSeq and is a predicted model, not a curated record.
UCUGCAUAUUCAGCAUGGCUCUUCUCCUGUUAUUGACAGCUCAUUUUAUCUGGCUCUGCUCAGGGCACCAAGGGGCCCCAGACCUCCCGGGGAGGAUCGCUGUUGUUGGUGCUGGAGUUGGAGGAUCAGCUGUCACCUACUUUCUACAGCAGCAGUUUGGCCCCCAGGUGCAGAUCGAUGUAUUUGAAGCUGAUCGUGUUGGGGGCCGAUUGGCCACGCUAACAGUCAAUAACCAGCAGUAUGAAUCCGGAAGCCUGUCAAUCCAUUCGCUGAACCUUCACAUGCAGGACUUUGUUAAACUUCUGGGACUCAGGCACCGCAGAGAAGUUGCUGGGAAGAGUGCCAUAUACAGUGGAGACCAGCUAGUUUUGGAGGAGACGGACUGGUACCUCUUGAACCUUUUCCGACUAUGGUGGCACUAUGGAAUCAGUUUCCUCAGGCUACAGAUGUGGGUGGAGGAAGUCAUGGAAAAGUUCAUGCGGGUAUAUAAGUAUCAGGCACAUGAAUAUGCAUUCUCCAGCAUUGAGGAGCUUCUGCGUUCACUUGGAGGAGAGCAUUUUGUGAACAUGACACAAAAAUCUGUUGCAGAAUCUCUACUGGGUAUUGGUGUGUCACAGCGAUUCAUUGAUGAUGUCAUCGGCGCAGUAAUGAGAGCCAGCUAUGGGCAAACAGUGGCCAUCCCAGCCUUAGUGGGGGCCAUGUCUUUGGCAGGAGCACAGGGGAAUAUGUGGGCUGUGGAAGGAGGUAACAAACUGGUGUGCUCGGGCCUGCUGAAACUCACGAAAGCCAAUGUUAUUCAUGCCAGGGUGACGGCCGUGUCUCUGCACAAGUCAGGAAAGAGGCCCCUGUAUGAAGUACGGUACGACCAGGAUGGGACACUUGGCUCAGAAUAUUAUGAUCUAGUAAUUGUGGCCACACCGCUCCAUAAGGGUGGUUACCCCAUCUCAUUUUUAAACUUUCAGCCUCCUAUCCAGGAGCCUACGGCCCCUUAUCAUCGAGUAGUGUCCUCCAUUGUGCACGGUUAUCUAAAUUCUUCCUAUUUUGGCUUCACAGAUCCCAAACUCUUCCCAUUCUCUAGUAUCCUAUCCACAGACAGUCCAGACUCGUUCUUCCACGGUCUAGAAAAUCUCUGCCCGGUCAACAUAUCAGUUGGCUUCAGAAGAAAGCCACCGCACGAAGCAGCGGUUUGGAGGGUGUUAUCCUCUCGUCCUUUAGACCGACGCGAGCUGAAAACCAUAUUUAAGUCCUACUACUCUGUACAAGUAAUAGAAUGGCAGGCGUUCCCCAGCUAUGGAGCCACAGGCUCUUCCCGAUCGUUGCCCCCAAUUGUGCUGCACGAUGGCCUUUAUUACCUGAGUGGCGUGGAGUUGGCUGCUGCCUCGGUGGAAAUGAGUGCAGUGGCAGCUAAAAACGUGGCCUUGUUAGCCUUCAAUCGCUGGUUUGAACUGACAGAGAAAAUAGACCAGCCAGAUUUACUGCACAAACUGAAGACUGAGUUAUAAGAUUUGGAUUUCACAUCACAAAGUUCCCAAUGGGAUUCUGUAGGUGAAACUGACAAAGCAUGAAGCACAGUGGCUCCCCAUCUCAGUCUCUGUAUAAAAGCAUAUCAUUGCCUGGACUCAAUUCGCACUGAGACAAUGGAAGUGUUUCUUAAAUAUUACCAUUGGUCAACCAUACACAUUUUGUUAACUCAAAACCAUAUUUUUUUGCUGUAAUUGACUUCAUUAUGGAUGCAAAUUUGUACAUUUUUUAAAACCAAACCUGAUUGAAUUGGAAAAAAAUAAAGAAUCAGGAGGGCAA